This is a messenger RNA of Xylaria bambusicola, 1509 nucleotides long. Its product is annotated as acid phosphatase-domain-containing protein. Bases 206 to 1171 code for a protein of 321 amino acids. Gene Ontology annotation, molecular function: acid phosphatase activity. The record is from RefSeq and is a predicted model, not a curated record. The transcript has a single exon. Lineage: Eukaryota; Fungi; Ascomycota; Sordariomycetes; Xylariales; Xylariaceae.
UGGCAGGUACGGUGGGAGUGGCUAUAUUACCCCUCACAGUGGAUUCCUUCAGUGACUAGAACUUCAACUCUACAACAUCAAUACAAUCCCUUGGCAAUCAAUUCACUUAUCAGUUCGAGAUAGCCACCCUGAAGUUGAACUUGCGUGGGGGAACGGGCUCCAGACGAGCCUUGGUUCCUUAGCUCAUUCGGCACGCACUAUGUAAAUGCUACACACUAAGCUAAAUAGCGUAAUAAACUGGCCUACUAGCAAACCAGCCUAUGUCAGCCCCUCCGUCAUCAAGACAGCGCGAACAAAGAAGAUAUAUCCUCAUCGCGUGAACAAAUACUGCUUCAUAUCCCAGGGCUCCGACCCUAAGCAUGUAUAUAUCAUAACAAACCAUCAACACAUUCGUUUCCGUACUCACUCACUCACUCACUUCAUCUCCAUCCCCCCCUUCACAGAACAAAAACUUUUACCCCUCCUCACCACCAUGCCCCGCAAACUCUCCAAGCAAUCAACGAGCACAUCGCUCUCCUCGCUCUCAACAAUCUCCUCCCUGCCCACCAUCCUAACCGACGGCCGCCCGCUCCCGCGCGCCAUAAUCUUCGACCUCGACUACACGUUGUGGCCCUUCUGGGUAGACACCCACGUGUGCGCGCCGCUGCGCCCCAACGCAACCCACACGUCCUGCACCGACAAAGUAGGCGAGACCUUCUCCUUCUACCGGGACAUCGUCUCAGUGCUCCCGGGCCUCUCUCUCGCCGGGGUCAAGCUCGGGGUGGCAUCCCGCACGCACGCGCCGGACCUAGGCCGGGAAAUGCUCCGGCUCUUGCACGUGGGCCCCGCAAGCACCGUCCUCAGCAGCGAGGACAUCGCGGCGCUCUCCUCGCGGACGACGACAGGCGGCAAUAGCGGAGGUGCGGGAAAAGGGUGGGAGAAGACGAGGAAGGCGAUCGAGUACUUCGACGCCGGGCUGGAGAUCUACCCGAGCUCCAAGAUCAAGCACUUCGAGGCCCUGCACAAGCGCACGGGCAUACCGUACGCGGAGAUGCUGUUCUUCGACGACGAGAGCCGGAACCGCGACACCGAGACCCUGGGCGUCACCAUGUGGCUUGUCCGCGACGGCGUCACGUGGGCCGAGGUCGAGAGCGGCGUGCGCGAGUGGAGGCGGCGGAGGGGCGUGGAAUGAAUGAAUGAAGCGCAGCAUUGACGAUGAAAUAGGUUGUCGAAUCGCCAUCCUGGCUAAUGGAUGUUCGUAUGGAUAAGGCGAGAAGUGAAGAUAUGUUUACAAAGCUUGGCGUUAACGGUUUGUUGGGACGUGCGUAGAUUGUUUCCUGGAGAGAGACUGUCUAAACGCACGGAAAGCUUCGCAUUUUAGAACGAUAGAUGAUAGACAGACGUGCAGGCGUGCGGACGAACGACAUCGUAUGUUUUUGUUCCGGUUGGGGGGCGUCCGGCGUUGAGGGUUUAUAUAUAAAUGAAUAUGCAUCAUUGUAGCUACAUAGAAAUCUACAUCUUCUAAAAAAU